Molecule: messenger RNA, 2054 nt
Organism: Ctenocephalides felis (cat flea)
Lineage: Eukaryota; Metazoa; Arthropoda; Insecta; Siphonaptera; Pulicidae
Product: T-cell immunomodulatory protein-like
Exons: 2
Coding region: 84-1880 (598 amino acids)
Cellular component (GO): plasma membrane
Source: RefSeq, a predicted model, not a curated record
UACUUGACAGUUCGAAUCCUAGUUCGAAUACAUUCAAUUUUUAAGUGAAAUCUUUAGUAAAUAUUAGAUAUUAAAAUGCUAUAAUGAUUCGUUUAUUUUGUUUUCUGGCAAUAUUUAAUAGUGGUUUUGCAAGUGAUAUAACCAGCACAGUUUUUGGAAGCCUCAGGGAUGGAAUACCAGCAGCAUUUGGUGAUUUCAAUUCAGACGAAUUAACAGAUGUAUUUGUAUUAAGAAAUAAUAGUAAGACCAUAGAAAUAUUGUUAGCUACAAAUCAUGAGCCCCUUUUAUCACCUGGUGAUAAAAUGCGCUGCCAUUUUAAGCAUAAAAUCACCAGCGUAGUACCAGGAGACUUCGAUGGGGAUGCCUUGAUGGAUGUUAUGGUAACUUGCAAAGAACAUGAUGAUAAUAAAUUAGGUGUCCAUGUUUUAUGGGGUGGUAGACAAUACUUAAAUUGUAGUAAUGAAGAUCCUUUAUUCUAUACCCAUGACCAACCUUUAGCUAUUGAUUAUAACCAAGAUAUGAUUGUCGACUUGUUUGGCUUGGACUUCAACAGAAACCGUGUUUUCUGGAUAUUUGAUAACUCUCGAACCAAGCCAAAGGUUGUUAAUCUCCCAGCUUAUGCUGAUACUUAUGGCGGUACCAUGCACUAUCCUAUGAGAUCCCCACAUUCUAAUGCUUUUGUCGAUCUGAAUCAUGAUUUUACCCCAGAUCUAUUUAUAACAGCUGAGACUAAAUUUGAGGUUUGGUAUGGAGUAGACACAGACACCGAACCUAGAUUUAUGUAUAAUCAUUCAAUACAAUUGCCGGUUGGGUCUUUGAAUGGCCAUGUAGGCCAAACCUUAUUUUUGGAUGUUGAACUGACAGGAAAGUUAGAUUUGCUUGUACCUAUUUGUUUUGAUGAUAAUUGUGUCAAUAGUACUAUACUAGUUUACAAAAACAACCGCUGGCAUAAUCUUCAGGUUAAUUUUAAGGAUGAGAACAAUGUUGUUUGGGGCUUUUUAAGACCAGAAGAUAACGACAAACCCUAUAAAUCAACUAUUACCCUUCAUGGUGGUGAUUUUAACAUGGACGGCUACCCAGAUAUUUUAGCCACUUUAAAUCCUGUAUCUCCUAAAUCUUACCAACCACAAUCAUUUUUAUUGGAAAAUAUACCUUGCACCAGUAACUGUGGUGCAUUCGAUCGCACAUACACAGUACGCUGGAAAGGAUUGUUGCCUUUUACCAACGGUACAAUAAUGUCUGUGUUUUAUGACUUUUAUCAAGAUGGUAUAUUGGAUGUUAUAUUAGUGCAAGAAAAUCCUGUGAAUAAAUCUACACAAGUUGCUGCUUUUAGAAAUACUUUGGAUUAUGAUGCAAACUUUAUCAAGAUUAUGGUAUUGACAGGGCUCAAAAAUGAUGAAGAUUCAAGCACUAUCGGCCCUUUAGGAGAUAAGAGGACAUAUGGAACAAAUUUACCUGGCCCAAGAAUAAAAUACUACACAACGACUCAGGAAGGUCAACAGAGAUCCGGAGUUUGCGCUCAGUUGCCUCAAUCAGCAUACUUUGCUCUGCACCUUCCUUAUUCAAUAUUCGGCUUAGGACGAACCCCAAAUUUCGUCGAUUCUUUAACAGUAGGUUUGUCCAGUAGAUCCAGAUCGUGGACCCAGAUCAUUCCCAAUUCACAAAUGGUAAUAAUACCCUGGCCUCCUGCAGAACCUCUGAAAUGGAAAAAUCAACUGUUUGUGACUCCUAGUAAAUUAAUUUUGUUGAGUGUCGCCGCAUUAACUGGAACCUGUGUACUGAUUGCUUUGAUAAUUGUGAUUUUACAUUUAAAAGAAAGGAGAGAAGAUAAGCUGGAAAAGCAGCAAGAAUCUCAUAGGUUCCAUUUUGAUGCUAUGUAAUAAAUAGAAUUUAGUCAAUAUACAAAAUUCAUUUUUUAAUAAAAACUGUUUAUGACUUUACGUGAUGUAAAUAAUUGUAACAUAAACUAUAUCAUAGAAUAAGUAAUUUAUUUACCCUUAUUGAUUAUUUUAUUAGAUUUAGGCACAAUUUUGUUAACUUCCAGCAAUGCUAUU